AUGGUUCAGAAAUCCAUUCUCAUCACAAUCAUUCUGGCUUUCUGUCUUGUCCAAACUGUGCUCACUUUGGGAACACUCACACCUUCUGCGGCUUUCAGGUAUGUAUGUAUGAUAAUCGUGAAAACUUUUAAUGAAACUUGUGAAACAAGGAAGAAUGUCAUCAGACAUGUGCGUGAGAUUUUCUAAUUAGAGAAGCGACAGGAAUGGGAGGAAAAAAAAGGAAGAACUCAUCAAUAUUGGAACACAAACACAUUUAUCUUGUUUUCGAAUCUUCUUCUAACAAUUAGUGCAAUGCAAAAUCAGUCUUGGCAAUCUAAAGGAAAGGAGAAAAGGAACAGAACCAUUAGCUAUUCAAUUCUUCUUUUCCAUUAACACAACACAUCUUCUUAAAAAUCUCAUCAAGAAUGCGUUAAUGCAUAAUUUAACCCAAUCAGUUUCCAUCUAAAUUGAUUUUAGCAAGAUAGUAGUUGUAGUAUGCCUAGAAUGUAUGAAGAGUGGGCGAGGUUCGAAAAUCAAAACGGAUAUCGAAUAAGUAUUUUUUUUCUCCACUUUUCUUGUCAACUUCAAUACAAUUUCCCUCAGUUGAGCAGAGCUUUUCAUUGCCGACUUGACUUGAUUUUCGGGAAGAGAGGAAUAAAUACCGAGUUAGGCCCCAACAUCCUGAAAAUAUGUUGUGAAAUUUUCAGAGCUAACAUGCAACAACGCGAGCGUCUGCCGAACAACUUGUUCUACAUGGACGAGGCGCCGCUUCGCCAGUACGUCGAUGAGAUCAAGGAUCCGAUCAUCAAGCGCUUCAAACCGUGUUACUACUCGCCCAUUCAAUGCCUCAUCAAGAAAUAG
Caenorhabditis sp. 36 PRJEB53466 is the source of this 840-nucleotide messenger RNA. The record is from the annotation of a GenBank genome assembly. NCBI's taxonomy places the organism in Eukaryota, Metazoa, Nematoda, Chromadorea, Rhabditida, Rhabditidae.